GGCGGGCGGGCGACGAGCGCGGGCCGAGGCGGGCGGCGGGCGGCGGGCGGCCGGUCUGUGGGCCCCAUCCCGGAGCCGCACCCCGGGGCGCCGCGGCCUGCUGCUCUACCGAGGCGCCGCGCGGCCGGGCAGCGGGUCCAGGCCUCGCCGCCGGCCGGGGCCUGCGGGGCCCGCCCGGCUCAGCAUGCCCGGGGUGAAGCUGACCACCCAGGCCUACUGCAAGAUGCUGCUGCACGGCGCCAAGUACCCGCACUGCGCCGUCAACGGGCUGCUGGUGGCCGAGAAGCAGAAGCCGCGCCGCGAGCACCCGCCGCCGGGCGGCCCGCACACGCUCUUCGUGGACUGCAUCCCGCUCUUCCACGGCACGCUGGCCCUGGCGCCCAUGCUGGAGGUGGCCCUCACCCUGAUUGACUCCUGGUGCAAAGAUAAUAGCUAUGUGAUUGCUGGUUAUUACCAAGCUAAUGAACGAGUAAAGGACGCCAGUCCAAACCAGGUGGCAGAGAAGGUGGCAUCCAGGAUCGCCGAGGGCUUCAGUGACCCUGCGCUCAUCAUGGUAGACAACACCAGGUUCACCAUGGACUGCGUAGCACCGACGAUCCACGUGUACGAGCACCACGAGAACAGGUGGCGGUGCAGAGACCCACACCAUGACUACUGUGAAGACUGGCCGGAGGCGCAGAGGAUCUCCGCGUCGCUGCUGGACAGCCGGUCCUAUGAGACGCUCGUGGACUUCGACAACCACCUGGACGACAUCCGCAACGACUGGACCAACCCCGAGAUCAACAAGGCGGUGCUGCACCUGUGCUAGGCCGGCCACGGAGAGGGAGGCCGUGCCGGGCGGGGGCGCGGGGGAGGGGCGGGCCACGGGUCUGGGGGUCCUCGGUCACGCGUUGCCCUCACCUUCCAGAUCCAAGCCGCUGACGCUUGCCCAGGGUCGUUCCUGUUAAACUGUUUUAACUACCCUUUUAUAAUCUGGAGAGAAUACUUUUUAAGGCUCACGAACUAUUAAAAAAAAAAAAAACC
Molecule: messenger RNA, 1023 nt
Organism: Perognathus longimembris pacificus (Pacific pocket mouse)
Lineage: Eukaryota; Metazoa; Chordata; Mammalia; Rodentia; Heteromyidae
Gene: Emc8
Product: ER membrane protein complex subunit 8
Exons: 5
Coding region: 185-808 (207 amino acids)
Cellular component (GO): EMC complex
Source: RefSeq, a predicted model, not a curated record